UUGCUUUGACGUAUGUCAUUCGUACGCAUUUGAGGUUAGUAGAUGCGUACGUGUGAUUGAGCCCCCUUGUGUUGUGAAGACAACGAGUUUGCCCCUACUAAUGUCAGAAAACAACAGAGCAGAAGAAAUUCUGAAAGGUUUUCAAGUAAAUUGGAUUUGUCUGCGCGACGCCGACGGCGGCACGAUUUUCUGGCAAGGUUCUGAAGAUUUGAGCUAUCCAAACGUAGAACAUGAAGCUCACGUACCUAAAAACAUCCUCAAAUGUCGUGCAGUAUCUCGAGAGUUUAAUUUUAGUUCCAAAGAGCAAAUCGAAAAGUUUCGUCUGGAGCAGAAAGUACUGUUUAAAGGACGGUGCCUCGAAGAGUGGUACUUUGAAUUUGGUUUUGUUAUGCCAGAAUCGACAAAUACAUGGCAAUCGAUCAUGGAAGCGGCGCCAGAAUCGGAAAUGAUGCCGGCAUCCGUCCUAAAUGGCAACGUUGUCAUCGAAACUAAGUUCUACGACGACGAUCUACUUAUUUCCACGUCAAGAGUGAGAUUAUUCUAUGUUUAAAAUGCAAUAACACCACAUAAGGGACCAUUUUGUGUUUGUGGCCUAUUGUUGCGUAAAUUGCUUUUGUUACCUUUUAUUUUGUGAUAAUACACGCAUUUACUUUAAUACACUUUCCAAUAAAA
Zophobas morio is the source of this 672-nucleotide messenger RNA. RefSeq names its product retinal rod rhodopsin-sensitive cGMP 3',5'-cyclic phosphodiesterase subunit delta. The transcript is spliced from 4 exons. Gene Ontology annotation, cellular component: cytoplasm. Gene Ontology annotation, biological process: sensory perception of light stimulus. NCBI's taxonomy places the organism in Eukaryota, Metazoa, Arthropoda, Insecta, Coleoptera, Tenebrionidae. The coding region runs from base 101 to 550 and encodes 149 amino acids. The record is from RefSeq and is a predicted model, not a curated record.